Messenger RNA from Cryptomeria japonica (Japanese cedar), 2133 nucleotides. Its product is annotated as fatty acyl-CoA reductase 2, chloroplastic. Gene Ontology annotation, biological process: long-chain fatty-acyl-CoA metabolic process; suberin biosynthetic process. NCBI's taxonomy places the organism in Eukaryota, Viridiplantae, Streptophyta, Pinopsida, Cupressales, Cupressaceae. The transcript is spliced from 10 exons. The coding region runs from base 9 to 1778 and encodes 589 amino acids. Gene Ontology annotation, cellular component: intracellular membrane-bounded organelle. Gene Ontology annotation, molecular function: alcohol-forming very long-chain fatty acyl-CoA reductase (NADP+) activity. The record is from RefSeq and is a predicted model, not a curated record.
GAUUACAUAUGACAGUAGUAAUCAAAAUGGAAGUUUUGAAGGUGCUGUGUAAAGACUAUCCUUCUUUGAAUUCUUCUUCUAAGAAGCCCUGUUCGGAGCAUAAGCUUUCCAAGCAUGGCACUCACUUUUCUAGGCAUUCUCUACGUUUAUAUCAGCCAAGAAGAAAUUCAGUGAGCUGCCUUGCAAUUAGAGCUGCAAAUUCCCAUGUAGCUAUCAAAAAAGGAAAUGGAUCAGUGAAAGAGCAUUCAUUGUGCAAGGGCCUGGGUAUAGUUGAUUUUCUUGAGGCCAAAAACAUUCUAGUCACUGGUGCAACAGGCUUCCUUGCAAAAGUGGUGAUUGAGAAAAUACUAAGGACACAGCCAAAAGUUGGAAAGCUCUUCUUGAUUAUCAAGGCUAAAGAUUCAGAGGCUGCAUUUCAAAGGAUGAAGAAUGAAAUAAUAUGUUCUGAGUUAUUCAGACAUCUAAGAGGCAUUUAUGGAGGACAGUUGGAGGAAUUUGUACUGACAAAACUUGUACCUGUUGCUGGUGAUGUUUCAUUGGACAAUUUAGGAAUUCAAGUGGACGUGGCUGAAAAGCUUGCACACAAUGUAGAAAUAAUUCUGAACUCUGCAGCUGUCACUUCAUUUGAUGCCAGGUAUGAUGUUGCUUUGGAGACAAAUACAAGAGGACCGUCUCGGCUCAUGGAGUUUGGAAGAAGUUGCAGAAAGCUACAGCUCUUUCUGCAUGUAUCAACAGCAUAUGUUAAUGGGCAAAGAGAAGGGAGGAUAGUAGAAAAACCAUUCAAAGGGCUAGAAGAUGCUCCAGCUUUGAACAUUCUAAAUGAAAUUGAAUUAGCCAAAAUAAGUCUGAAUUUUCAUCAAACCAGAAUGUCAGAACCCCAAAGCUGUAAAGCUACAAAUGAGGAUGGCAUUUCUCAAACAAUGAAAGACAUGGCUUUGGAAAGGGCAAGAACAUAUGGAUGGAAUGAUGUUUAUGUGUUUAGCAAGGCAAUGGGAGAAAUGUUUUUAGACCAGAACAGAGGAGAAAUCCCGUUGGCUAUUGUUAGACCUAGUGUGAUUGAAGGAACCUACAGUGAUCCAUUUCCUGGAUGGAUAGAAGGCCUUCGAAUGGUAGAUCCAAUAAUUGCCUACUAUGCAAAAGGCCAGCUCUCUGCCCUGAUUUGUGAUCCAAAUGUGACACUUGAUAUAGUCCCAGUAGAUAUGGUUGCAAAUGCAAUACUUGCAGUAAUGGCAAAGCAUGCUGGCAAAUCUGGCCUGGAGGUUUAUCAAAUGGCGUCUUCUGUUGCAAACCCAAUAUUUACAGGAGAGCUUUUUGGGAUGUUUCAUCAGUAUUUCAAAGCCCAUCCUUAUGUUGAUGUUAGGGGCAAACCAAUAAAAGUAAAGGAUUCUCUCAAGCUAUUUGGCAACAUGGAAGAUCUUUCUUCUCAUGCUUUAAACAUGUCAUUAAAUGCAAAUGGGCACUCUUUUGGUCAAAUGGAAAAGCAAGAGUGCAUAGCUAUGAAGUUAGGAGCCCGUGUGAAUAAACAUGUAGGCAGAGUAUACCAGUCAUAUCUUACUUGCAGAGCCAGAUUUGACAACUCAAACACAAAUAUGUUAUUCCAAGAACUCUCCCAAGAAGAAAAGGAAAUAUUUGGGUUUGAUGUGAAGAGGAUAGACUGGAACGAUUACAUAAUGAACGUUCAUAUUCCGGGGCUUCUCGGAAAUGUUAUGAUGAAAAGAAGACCUAAAGCCAUUGAAGAAGAGAGGACUCCUGCAGUUCCUCUAUUGUUGAGGUCUUAGAUAAUAAAAAUAGGAAUUGAAUGGAUUUCUCAGGGCGCCUUUUCUCUAUGGGUAGCUUAUGAUAUGAUGUAUUAUUAGUAUCUAUUAUAUUGUAAGUUUUAAGUAUUUAUCGAUUAUUUUAAGUUGAGUAAAUCUUUUCCAGUCUAUUUUGAAAGUUGCUGGGUCAGGUUUUUUUUGGUAUAGUAUCAUAGAUAGGUGUUGUAGUAUAAAGUGAUCUGUCAGUAUGAUAUUUAUGUUGCAGAACUUUUGAUCAGAACGCAAACAAAAUCAAAUAUGCUUCUGUUUUAAUUGUUUCAUUGAUACAAUAUUCAGAUAUUUUUGAAAUAUAUUAAGCAAGUUUCAUUUAUUUCAAUUC